Messenger RNA from Argiope bruennichi, 1585 nucleotides. RefSeq names its product origin recognition complex subunit 5-like (gene Orc5). The coding region runs from base 89 to 1414 and encodes 441 amino acids. The transcript has a single exon. NCBI's taxonomy places the organism in Eukaryota, Metazoa, Arthropoda, Arachnida, Araneae, Araneidae. Gene Ontology annotation, biological process: DNA replication; DNA replication initiation. Gene Ontology annotation, molecular function: DNA replication origin binding. The record is from RefSeq and is a predicted model, not a curated record. Gene Ontology annotation, cellular component: nuclear origin of replication recognition complex; nucleus.
UCCGCGCAAUGCUAUCGUUGAAUGAAUGAAAGUUGUUCAAUUUAAUAUUCGAUUAUAAACUCAAAAUUUUUAUUAAAUACUGAAGGAAAUGGAAUCUGAAUGCAUUUCUGGUGUUAACCUCAUGGAAAGCAAAACAGGUCAAAAGAUUCUUUUCCGAGAAAAUGAGAUUAGUUUUAUAAAGCGGUAUAUGGGAUAUCCAUCUAGUUUUCCGUAUCCUUCCUUAUUAAUUUAUGGCCACACAACAACAGGGAAGACUUUAGUCGUAUUAGAAUUAAUGAAAAGCUCAAAUGUACCUUAUGUAUGGAUCAACUGUCAUGAAUCUUGUAAUGCACAAUCAUUGUUUGCAAAGGUUAUUCAAGUUCUUUGUCCGGGAGACACGGAAAAGAAAAUAAAUAACAUGCAUGAAUUUUUGAACUUUCUGAGAAUUAAAUUAAAGGAAGCAUUUGAGACCACGUAUUUGAUUUUUGACUGCGCGGAAGUGUUAAGAAAAGAAGAUCCAUUCCUGUUAUCUGUUCUUUUAAAAUUACAAAUGUUAACUACAGUAAAUAUUUGCACAAUUUUUAUUUCUGAAUUGCCUUGGAGAGCAUUUAGGUCCCAAGUAAAUUGUUUUGAUCCUAUCUCUCUUCACUUUCAAGAUUAUUCUAAGGAUCAGAUAGCAGAAAUAUUAACACUGGAUUGUCCACCUGAACAUACAGUUGUAUUUUACAAAAGCUAUGUAAAUGUAAUUAUGAAGACAUUUUUUAUACUGACAACAAACAUUUCUGAGCUACGCCAUCUUGCUGAAAUAAACUUUGAAAAAUACUGUGAACCUCUUCAAGAAGAUGAUGAUAUAGAAGUCAGCAGUUUCCGUCUGUGGAAAAAUAUAGAACCCACUUUAAAAGAAGCUAUGGGCUCAGUUUAUCUCCGAGAAAUAUCUAGUUCUAAAUGGAAAGCAUACUGUUCUACUAAAGACCAAAAUAGUGAAAAUAAAUGCUCUAUAAUUACUUUAGAUAAAUUCUCUGCUACAAGAGAAUUACCUUUUUAUUCGAAAUUUUUGUUACUUGCAGCCUACUUUGCUUCCUACAAUCCACCUAAAAGUGAUUUCAGGCAUUUUGUUAAAAACCAAGGGAAGCAGGCUAAGAAGCGUAUUACAAAAAAAGUUGAGAAAAAUCGUCACCUUCUGGGUCCUAAGCCAUUUACAUUAGACAGAAUGUUAUCUAUUUUCUUUUCAAUUGUUGGAGAGAAAGUGCUUCCAUCUUCUCUAAUAUUUUCGCAAAUAUCUUCACUUGUUCAAAUGCGUCUUAUGUCUCGUGUUUCUACAGAUGAGCAUUUAGAUUGUCCUAAAUAUAAGUGUUUAGCAGAACUUGAUUUAGUGAGUAAAAUAGGUAAAACUAUUAGCAUUGAUGUUAUGGGUUACUUAGAUGAUUUCUUAUGAAAUUGCUUUUCAAUAAUGGUAUGUUCAUAUUAAGCGUCAUUUUAAUAAUUGAACAUGAAUGAAUUAUUUUUGAAUUAUAAUUGAAGAAUAUAGUGUUGUACUUAAUCAAUUAUAGCAAAAAUUUUAAUAAUAAGUGAUUUUCAGCAUGUCUUCCAUUUAAAAAAAAAAAAA